Molecule: messenger RNA, 4065 nt
Organism: Phodopus roborovskii (desert hamster)
Lineage: Eukaryota; Metazoa; Chordata; Mammalia; Rodentia; Cricetidae
Exons: 14
Coding region: 1-3864 (1287 amino acids)
Molecular function (GO): protein binding
Source: RefSeq, a predicted model, not a curated record
AUGACAGAGACAUCUCGUUACCUGGUCAGGUACGUGACAGCUGAUGGAGAAGUCAGGCUAAAGAGAGAAAUUGACACUGCGGGUUCAAUAGACAAUGUGGUUGUUGCAUACUGUGCUAAACAGACAAAUGGAGAUGCGCUUGGCUUCCAAUACUGUACAUCUCAGCCAUCUGGUCAGGCAUGUCAAAAAAAUGUAAAAGAUUUUGAAAAGGACAUAAAGGGACACACUUCAGAGGCUGUGUUUCAUCAGACUGGGGCAUUAGGGAAAUUGAAGGAAAAUGGAGAUGAGUGUAUAUCUGUUUCUAUAAAUGGAAAACAGGAUUCCUCUUUUCUCCCCAAAGAUCAGAAAAAACCUCCACCUGACAGAAAAAUACACCAGAGGAUGGAGAAUGAUGGCCCUCCUCCGGCCAUCUCUCACCCACUAGAGGAAGUCUUACCAGUGGCCAUGUUUAAUGACUGUGAAAAAUCGUUAUCAGGGAAAAUUACAACACAGGAUUUCCCAAACACAGUAGAAGCCUUAAAGCCAGCAAAAGGCAAAUUUAUUACCGAAGUCAAAUGUGGGGCUUUCAAUGUACAAGUGGAAACCACAAAAAGCAUUUUCUGUAAAACAGGAGCACAGUUUCCUGUGAAAAAGCGAUGUCCAACAUGUCACCAACAUUAUUCUGUCCAGCAAGUACAGAGAGGCUCUGCAUCUCGGGGCCACUUCCCUAAAUAUAAUACUAUAUUAUCAGAAGAGUUCAAACACAAGGUUCCGUCUACAUGCAAAGGAGAGGUUUCUAAAGGUGAGAUCCCUUCAAUAAACAUAAGCAUCAUAGGAAAAGAAAUAAUGGUUGAGUACGCAAGUAAAGAACAGAACAUACUUAUCAAUGUAUCUCAUCCUAAAAGCAUAGGCAAAUUGACAAAACAUAGGAAAAAUUCUUUGAAUCACAUUAGGAAAGAACCUUGUCAGUCUCCUUCCCAGCCUGCCAUAAAUCAGCCUGAAAAAUGUAGGCUUAAAAACCAGAACCAGAGUUCAGAUGGUUCGCAUGAUUCUUCCUGUAGUGUAAAUACUAUCCAGAAAGAGGAUUCAGACAAAAUUGUGAUUUCUCUAAGCUCACCUCUCAGGAGAGAGAACAAGAAACCCAACACACCGCCUUCUGACCCAGAUGAUUCUGAAGAGAGAGAUCCUGCCACAUCUCAGAGGAAGCUCUUUCAAAUUGUCCAAGACAACCCCCCAAAGCAACAUUUCUUCAUGGCAGACAAUUGUCUUCCUGCCCCAUCUGAAACCUCAAAGACCACAAGUUUAAAUAACUUGUAUUUAAGUAAAAUGUCUUUUGAGGAUUCCAUGGAUGUGAACAGAGAGAAAAAAAACAGCUCUGAUGUCAAGAAAAGCAUCCCCUCAGAUUCCCAAGGACAGCCAUGCACAGCAGGAACAAAUGGUCCCCUAAGUACAAUGGGUGGUGUAAUUCCCUUUCAGGAGGCCUCAGACUCUGAGGCCUGUCAUUUGUCUUCUCUAGCCAUGCAGCUCUUGGGAGAAAAUGCAGCCAGCAUCAGCUGCAGAGACAACAGAAUUCCACCAGCAGAAGGUUGUGACAACUCAAGUUCUGUACCCUUCCCUGUCAGUGAACAUGAUCUGAUGCCUUCUCCUUUACUCAGUCCAUCUCACUGGGCCACCAGACAUUCAGAACUUGCAGACACUUCUGAGAACACGUUUUUAUUUAGCCAACAUAAUGGGGUUAAGACAGAGCAGGAGAUAGUACUUGGUGAUGUGACUUACAGAGACAUUAAUGAGGCUGUGUUACAUAGUGACUCUUCUGCAAACACACAGCUAUUGGAAAGAAAGAGCACAAAAAAUCCAACUGUCAGGCUUGCAUCUUGCAGCAGCGUAGGCUCGAAGAGCCCACCCCAUGGCAUUAUUCACAGAUCUGUGGGAUGGGAUCAAACAGAGGACCAUGUAAAUCAUUUAGAGACAGCAACCCUCAACAGAACAGAAGUGUCAGUCGCGGCCUCCAUAACUGAUGAGUUAGAGCAGAGAGUCACUACUCAGCAUUGCAAAGAAGGCACAGUUGAUUCUAACUGUCCCAUGGCAAUAAGAACCCCUAUAGAGUCAGCAGACCCUCCGGAAAAUGUUGAAGAUAACAAAUGGCAGGCACUACCAGCAGUAGAGAGUAUAUGCCACGGAAAUUUAGAAGACCUGACUGGUGAGAAUCACAAUGACCUAUGUUGUAGAAUGGAGUUUCCACCAAACUCCACCGAGUCUGCCUGUACAGGGCUGUCCGCAGAAGAGCUGUUUCUCCUUGAUAAGACACUAACCAGUGACACAGAUCCAAAUAGUAAUGCAGGUGACAAAAGUCUUGAACUGAACAACUUCCAGCAGGAGCCAGCAGAGUGCCAAAGGACUCCGUCAAAUGGACAGCCUGAAGAAAGGGAGGACAAGGGUGACCCCACAGAAACUUCCUGUCGCCCUGUGGACAUAUUGCUGUCACCGCAGAAGCAGAAGGCUCUGAAAGGCCAGAAUUUGGAAAACAAUAAUGCCCGAAAGCUGUCUCAGGAAUUGGCCUGGAGAGGUGAGAGAGCCAGUGAUGGUUCUCAGGAAGAAGCAAUAGACCAGUGGGCCAGGAGGAGGCAGCAGUUCAAGGAUGGCAAGAGAUGCAGCUCAGUUGGGGGCAGUUCUGCCAUCAGCAACUUCACUGAAGGCUCUGUUACCUCAGAUGAUGCUCAUUCUGUGGAUUUUGGCUUUCGGGUUGAUAUUGAAGAAAAAGGAUUCUACACAGAGAAUUUCCAUUCAACAGCAUGGGUUUUCAGAGGUGAUGAUGGGAAUCCUGAAGACAGCCCCAGGUGUCUUAGUAAAAAGCCAAGACCAGUAGCUGUUCGAGAGCGAACUGUGAGGCUAUUCAAAGGAACUGGAGAUUACCCCUGGGGAUUCCGGAUUCAGUUCUCCAAACCAAUCGUGGUAACUGAAGUGGAUACCAACAGUGCUGCCGAGGAAGCUGGACUCCAGAUUGGAGACGUGGUGCUGUCUGUCAAUGGCACCGAGGUCACCAGUGUUGAGCAUGCAGAAGCUGUGCACCUUGCAAAGAAAGGUCCAGACAUCUUGACCCUGGUGGUGGGAUCUGACAUCAGCCGCUGUCCCAAUACACCAUGGCCCACCUGUCGUGGCUACCUGCAUAAGAGGACCCACUCGGGCUUUGUGAAGGGCUGGAGGAAGAGGUGGUUUGUGUUGAAGCAUGACGGCUAUCUCCUGUAUUACAAACACAGAAAGGAUGAAGAGAAGUGGCCACCUCUAGGCAUAAUAAAAUUAGAAGGAGCAGACAUUGAUGUUGACAACAGCUUGGGAAAACCAUUUGUGUUUAACUGUAUGCCUCGGUCUGGAAGUAGAAUAUUUUGCCUCUGUGCAACUUCAAACCAAGAGAUGCAAAGGUGGCUUGAGGCAAUGCACAAAGCAGCCCAUCCUAUACGCCAGACCCACGUCUGGGAAGAUGUUACACUGCACAACAGUAGCCUCCCACCUCUCGCUAUCAAAGACCCUGAAUGUCUGGGCCUUCUGCAUCAGCUGGAGAGAAGCACAGGGGUGUGGCUCCAACACUACUGCAUUCUGAAGGAUGGCUGCUUGUAUUUCUAUGCUAGUAUUCGCUCCACGCAGGCAUCAGGUGGCCUGUAUCUCCAAGGGUAUAGGGUGACUGAACAGACCCACGGCUUUGAAGAAGCAGUAAUUGAACUCAAACCUCCAUCAGAAGAAUUCAAGACUUUCUAUUUCUGUGCAGAAAAUAAAACAGAAAAUCAGCGCUGGAUUACAGCUUUGAAAACAUCUAUCAAAAAAUGGCUUCCUUUGGACCAGGCUAUUCAAGAGUUCAUGAAUCGACCUUUAGAGGAGACAAGAAUGUGAAAGAAACUCUAAAUAAAAACACACACAUUCCACAAAGGUAUCCCCAAAUUGAGAAAAGAAAUAAUUUCUGAAGUAUAGUUUUUCAAGUGAAUCUACUCCUUGUGUUUUAUAAGUUGUAGCAGCUGAUAUCAGUGUUCAAGUAUUGCAUUUAUGUCGUAGUCUCUUCUCCAGGCUGCUUACAUUUGCAUCAGUGUACCUUAG